AUGCCGGUCGAAAAGGCACCAACACAAGCCGGUGACAACGGCCAGCAACUCGCAGCAAAAGCCACCAUGGGCGACGAUCAAGGCCACCGCGAUGAACACGGCAGCGAUCAGAACCACCAGCAUCAGGAGAAGGAUUGGGGCGAUGACGAGGAGCAACAAGANGAGGAGGAGGAGGAGGAGGAGAAGGAGGAGGAGGAGGAGCAGCAGCAACGGCAGCAGCUUCAGGUGCUGGUGACGGAGACUGUCCAGCAGCUGGAGCGGGAGCGGCUCGAGGAGGAGGAGCGAGAGGAACGACUCCUUGCUCUGAGAAACCUCCCCCCUGAGGAGUACCUCCAGCAGACCGGGGUGUCCGGUGCCAUGGACGAGGCGUUGGGCGUCGUGGUGGCGCUGCGGCCGGCGAGUCCCCUGGGCCUUUUCUCUGACAUCAUGCGAGACCACGCACGGAACGCGCACCCAGCCGUGCGGCAGGCAAAGCUUCUGAGGUACGUGGUCGGGCCGUGGGCGAGGAGGAAUGCGGCAGCAGCGGCAGCAGCCGCGGCGGCGGCCGGCGCGGUUGGCGAAGGCGUCGACGGUGUCGGAGGAGAUCGAUGCCCCGGUACAAACGCCGGCAAUAACGGCGGCGGCAGCGGCAGCAACAACGUCGACCCCAACACAACGAACAGAGGCACCGCCGACGGGACCAAAGACAACCGCAAACACCCCCCACCUCCUAGGAAUACGAAGCGCACCACCACCAGCGCCACCAACGCCGCCGUCGUCGUCGGUCAUCACCACCGGUUCUUCUCCCAGCUCGAAGUCCUCUGCCAGCCGCUGCAUCUCUUCCUCUGCGACGCUCGCAACGGCAACAGCAACAACGGAGGAGUAGGAAGCAGUGGCAUGAGAGACCGCUACUCCGACGCCGCUAUCGGCUCGGGGACGGUCGUCAACCGAACGGGGGGGGCAGGAGGAGGGGGCUCCGCGACAUCGAAGGCGGGAUCGGGGUCGGGGGGUCGGCCGCGAGGCGCGGCAAAGGGAACGGCAGGCGGUGGCGGAGGCAGUGGAGGAGGGCGAGCUGCGUCGGGGACAGGAAGGGGGCCCACAGGUGGGCAUGGCACCGGGGGGGGGGGCUCGAGGAACGGCGGCGCUCGGGCGCGGUGGUGCGAGGCCCUGUGCCGGGCCGCCGAGGUCGACGACGAGUGCACCGGAGCCGCCUUGGCCGUGCUAGAGCGAGAGGGCCGCUUCUGCGCUUCUUCGUCGUCCCCCGCUUCGGCUCCGGCUCCGGCACCCUCCUCGCACCACGCCGUGAUGAUGGCAACAGCAGCCCCGAUAUCGGAGGGGUGGGGGAGGGGAGGGUUUUGGCGGAGCCCCCCCUCCGAGGUUGACGUUGACUUCCGGCAGUUUACGGCUGCGGUUCGGGCGAUUCUUCUCUUCGAAGGUUUCUACCGUGAGGCUCGGCAGGCGUUUGUGGAGGUGGCGGGAAGGGUGGACGGCACCGUUUCCCUCGACAAGCUUCUGGCCCGCUUGUUCCCGCUACAUCGAAGUGGAACUCGCAGCGGGGCCAGCCGCGGGCAAAACGACGAUGAGGGUGGUGAUAGCGCAACAGGCUGGCGUGGAGGAGCGGUUCGCGAGACCAUACGCUCGAGGCUCGACGUCGGCAGGAAAGGGGAGACCAAGGUGACCUGA
This is a messenger RNA of Ectocarpus sp. CCAP 1310/34, 1662 nucleotides long. Lineage: Eukaryota; Phaeophyceae; Ectocarpales; Ectocarpaceae. The record is from the annotation of a GenBank genome assembly.